Molecule: messenger RNA, 1362 nt
Organism: Miscanthus lutarioriparius
Lineage: Eukaryota; Viridiplantae; Streptophyta; Magnoliopsida; Poales; Poaceae
Source: the annotation of a GenBank genome assembly
AUGGAGGAGAGCAGCAGUUCGCCGUUGCUGGAGAAGAAGUACCAUCCGGGGUGCCCGGGCUGCGCUUACGACCAGAAGAAGGACCUCCAGGAGGGGAUGCCAUACAAGGAGUUCUUGUACGUCUGGAUCAUCUGCCUUUCUACUGGCGCUUCAUUUAUGCUUGGUAGAUGCUUGACUUCAACUGUUUGGGGAAUAGCAGCAGAUCGUAUUGGGAGAAAGCCAGUAGUCAUGGUUGGCAUUUUGUCUGUGGUCAUAUUUAAUACCUUGUUUGGGCUUAGUACUAGUUACUGGAUGGCAAUAGCUACAAGAUUUCUCCUUGGUGCAUUAAAUGGUUUGCUUGGGCCAAUUAAAGCAUAUGCUAUUGAAAUUUGCCGACCUGAACAUGAAGCUCUGGGACUAUCACUUGUCAGCACCGCUUGGGGGAUAGGUCUGAUCAUUGGACCUGCUCUUGGAGGCUACCUCGCACUGCCUGCAGAAAAAUUUCCAGACAUCUUUUCACCAGACUCAUUCUUUGGAAGGUUCCCGUAUUUCUUACCCUGCUUGUGCACAUCACUCUUUGCUAGUGUUGUUCUUGCAAGCUGUAUAUGGAUGCCGGAGACACUACACAAGCAUAAAGUUCAUGAAAAUGAAAAUAAAAUAGUUGAAGCUUUGGAGGCCCAUCUGAUUGACUGCAAAGAGAAGGUUGAAAAAAUUUCUAGCUUGGAUAACAAGAAGAGUUUGUUCAAGAAUUGGCCAUUGCUGUCAUCCAUAAUUAUGUAUUGUGUCUUCUCCUUUCAUGAUAUGGCUUAUACAGAGGUGUUCUCUUUAUGGGCUGAAAGUGACAAGAAGUAUGGUGGCCUUAGCUUAUCAUCUCAGGAUGUAGGUCAAGUGCUUUCAAUAACAGGUGUCAGUCUUAUUAUAUAUCAACUCUCUGUAUAUCCUUGGAUUAAUAAAAUUCUUGGACCUAUCAAGUCUUCUCGAAUUGCAGCUAUUCUGUGCAUACCUCUUCUCUUCGCAUAUCCCUAUAUGACAUAUCUCUCAGGAACUGGACUAUUGAUCAUUUUGAAUAUUGCAUCAGUAUUAAAAAAUAAUCUUGGUAUUACUAUCGUCACAAGCACUUUCAUCCUUCAAAAUAAUGCUGUGCCUCAAGAUCAAAGAGGAGCUGCAAAUGGACUGUCCAUGACAGUAAUGUCCUUAUUCAAGGCAGUCGCUCCUGCUGGGGCUGGCAUUGUGUUUUCCUGGGCACAGAGACGCCAGCAGGCUUUCUUCUUUCCAGGUGAUCAGAUGGUGUUCUUUCUCCUGAGCGUCGUCGAGUUUCUUGGACUUGUGCUCACAUUCAAGCCCUUUAUGGCAAUGCCAGAGAAGCAAUAUGAUAGGAAUUAG